This is a messenger RNA of Psammomys obesus (fat sand rat), 1419 nucleotides long. RefSeq names its product meiosis specific with OB-fold (gene Meiob). Gene Ontology annotation, biological process: resolution of meiotic recombination intermediates. Gene Ontology annotation, molecular function: single-stranded DNA binding; single-stranded DNA 3'-5' DNA exonuclease activity. The transcript is spliced from 13 exons. NCBI's taxonomy places the organism in Eukaryota, Metazoa, Chordata, Mammalia, Rodentia, Muridae. Bases 1 to 1413 code for a protein of 470 amino acids. The record is from RefSeq and is a predicted model, not a curated record.
AUGGCAAGCUUCUUUGCAUUGAAGAACGUCACUGCACUUUCAGAUCUGCAUCCAAAUAUGGCUAAUCUGAAAAUAAUCGGAAUAGUUAUUGGGAAAACAGAUGUCAAAGGCUUUCCAGACAGAAAAAAUAUUGGAUCAGAAAGAUACACCUUCAGUUUCACCAUUCGUGAUUCACCAAAUCAUUUUGUGAAUGUGUCUGCCUGGGGCAGUGAAGAUUAUAUCAGGUCACUGUCAGAGAGCUUUAAGGUUGGUGAGUGUGUGAUAAUUGAAAAUCCCUUGAUCCAAAGAAAAGAGACAGAAAGAGAAGAGAAGUUCAGCCCUGCAACUCCUAGCAACUGUAAACUUUUGCUCAGUGAGAAUCACUCCAUGGUAAAAGUUUGUUCUCCUUAUGAAGUGGAUACCAAGUUAUUUUCUUUGAUACACUUGCCUGUUAAAGAAUCUCGAGAUUAUUACUCAUUGGCUGACAUUGUUGCAAAUGGACAUAGUCUUGAUGGGAGGAUUAUUAAUGUGCUUGCAGCUGUGAGAUCGGUUGGAGAGCCAAAAUACUUUAUAACUUCAGACCGAAGAAAAGGCCAGAGGUGUGAAGUCAAACUCUUCGAUGAGACAGAGCCUUCUUUCACAAUGACAUGUUGGGAUAAUGAAUCCAUUAUACUUGCACAGAGCUGGAUGCCACAAGAAACAGUAAUAUUUGCCUCAGAUGUAAGAAUAAAUUUUAACAAAUUUCAGAACUGCAUGGCAGCAACAGUAAUCUCAAAAACCAUUAUCACAACUAAUCCAGAUACACCAGAAGCCAAUAUUCUACUGAAUUAUAUAAGAGAAAAUAAAGAGACAAAUGUGGCUGAUGAAAUUGACAGUUAUUUCAAAGAAUCCAUAAACUUAAACACAAUAGUUGAUGUCUAUACAGUGGAACAAUUAAAAAUAAAAGCUUUGAAAAGUGAAGGAAAAGUUGAUCCUUUCUAUGGCAUCCUUUAUGCUUAUAUUUCUAUGCUGAACAUUGAUGAUGAAACUACCAAAGUAGUUAGAAAUAAAUGUUUCAGCUGUGGUUACACUGUAAAUGAAGCCUCCAGUACUUGCACAGUUUGCAACAAAGGUUCUUCCCAAUUUAAGUCUUUUUCCCUCAGUUUUGAUGUGCUGGUCGACCUUACUGACCACACAGGGACACUCCACUCCUGUGGUCUCACUGGAAGUGUUGCUGAGGAGACUUUGGGCUGUACGACAAAUGAGUUUCUUGCAAUGACGAGUGAGCAGAAAACAAAACUGAAGUGGCAGUUUCUUUUGGAAAGAAGCAAAAUUUAUUUAAAACUGAUUUUAUCACACAGAGCAAGGGGUGGACUGAAAGUUAGCAUACUCUCCUGUAAGCUUGCAGAUCCUAUCGAGGCAAGCAGGAACCUUGCUGGAAAAGGACACACUUAAAGCCAG